UCUCAUUUUCCCUUACUGAAGCUGGUCAUGUCCCACCUGGCCCGAGGAUGACAACAAAAAUCAUUCAUUUUAUGGUAAAUGGGAGGCUGGAGCAGGCAGAGUUUGGAGCCAACAACUCAGCUGCAGACGUCAAAGAUCUGUUCCGGGCUGCGGCGGAGGCGGGGUCUAACCACAUCUUGAAGCUGUACGACACAAACGGCAGCGUGGUGAAGAUCUCUCCCCGGUUGGAGGCCAACAGCGAGGACUCGUACUACCGACUGGAGGUGGUGGCGUCAGACCUGCAGAGUGUGGGGAUGCCAACAGAGCUGGACGACAUGGAGAGCAGGCUGCAACACCUGGAGAGCAAAGUCAUGGAAGACGUUGGGAAAACUCCGGACAUCAUUGAUGAGCUGAAGAGCCAAGUGGAGUCUUUUAAGAGGAAGCUAGAGAGUGUGCAGCACCUGAACUGGAUGGGUCUCUUCCACAAAGACAGCGACCAUCACCGCUCCAAGUUCUCCAAGAAACCCACGACGUCUCAUCUGAGCGUGGACGAGGAGCGCCAGCAAGUCCGCAAGAAUUUCACUAUCAUGAGCUCGCUGCAGAUGACGGAAAAAGUGAGAGAGCAUCUGAAAACUCCCAAUUUCGACAACUGGCAGUGGGAGGAAGCGGAGAUGCUGGUGCUCCUCCAGGUGAUGUUCACAGACCUGGACUUCCUGAUGGUGUUCCACAUUGAGCUGGACGUCCUGCAGAACUUCCUGUUUGAGGUGUACUGUCACUACAACAGCAUCCCCUUCCACAACUUCCACCACUGCUUCUGUGUCACUCAGAUGAUGUACGGCCUGAUCUGGCUCACCGACCUCAGGAGUAGAUUACCACGACUUGACCUGUUGAUCAUGCUGACCUCGGCUCUGUGCCACGACCUCGACCACCCCGGCUACAACAACGUGUUCCAGAUCAACGCUCAGACCGACUUAGCUAUUCGCUACAACGACAUUUCACCUCUGGAAAACCACCAUUGUGCUGUCGCCUUCGGCAUUCUGUCCAAGCCGGAGUGCAACAUCCUGAAAAACCUGAGCAGUGAGCAGUACAGACUCAUCCGUGGAGGAAUGAUCAGGUGCAUUCUGGCCACCGACAUGGCGAGACACAACGAAAUUCUGAACAAGUUUAAAUCGAUCCAGCCGGCAUUCGACUUCAACAACAAGGAGCACAAAGAAGUGCUGAUGAAGAUCAUGGUGAAGGUGAGCGACAUCUCCAACGAGGCGAGGCCGAUGGCCGUGGCUGAGCAGUGGCUGGACUGUCUGCUGCAGGAGUUCUUCAACCAGAGUGACACAGAGAAACUCAAAGGUCUCCCGGUGGCUCCUUUCAUGGACCGGGACAAAGUGUCCAAACCGUCCUCUCAGACCAGCUUCAUCCGGUUUGUCCUCCUGCCGCUCUUCAGCGAGCUCACCAAGCUGUUCCCCUGUCUGGAGCAGCAUAUUCUGGAGCCGGUGCGGCAGGCCCUGGAGUAUUACUCCACCUUAGAAAGAGCCGGGAAAGACGAGGAGCCGACGACCAAAGCCUGAGGAAGAAGAGAUGGCUCCUCAUCAUCAGUCCAGUCUGAAUGUUUUACGUCUGUGUUGGCUGACAGAGCA
Molecule: messenger RNA, 1610 nt
Organism: Labrus mixtus (cuckoo wrasse)
Lineage: Eukaryota; Metazoa; Chordata; Actinopteri; Labriformes; Labridae
Product: high affinity cGMP-specific 3',5'-cyclic phosphodiesterase 9A-like
Exons: 14
Coding region: 48-1541 (497 amino acids)
Biological process (GO): cGMP catabolic process
Molecular function (GO): 3',5'-cyclic-GMP phosphodiesterase activity
Source: RefSeq, a predicted model, not a curated record